UCUUAUACUGCGAGGAUUAGCUCAAUUUGAUACAUUACAACCUUCAGUACAAAUAUAUAUAUUUCAUAUAUAUUCUCAUACACAUAUAUUUGUUUACUCAGUUAUCAUUUUUUACCGUUUCUAUGGCAACGUUGGUCAUUCAACUGAACCCUUAAUUUCCAAACUUUAACUUCUUAUUAUUAUGUUGGUUUCAAAUCUUGAUCAUUGUGAUUUUUAUUAAAAAUAGCCUUAAUUUUAUAUUGCAUUUUUUCCCGCAUUGGUUGAGGCGUGCAAAAGUGCACGAAGUUUACUUGCUUAUAAUUGGAAGCCGAUGCUAAAAUUCGUAAAAUCUUAAUUCAAGGCUGAAAAAGAAUGGUUAUUUAAUGGUCGUUUGAGAAGGAAAUCUUCCCGCUGCGGGUUUAAUGAUUCAUUUCGAAUCCCACUGAUACUUAAAGCUUGUUUUUGUUUUGUUUUAAGUGUUUAUUUUCAUCCUCUAAAUAUCAUUUCGUUGGGUAUUUACUGAUAAUGCUUUCCAGAAAGAUCCGUGACCCGCGCUGUAGUUUCUUUGAUCUGUGUUAAUUAAGUUUCAAUCUAUAUUUGACUGAAUUAAAAUACAUGGCAGAAUCUUGGCAGAAAUGGCAGAAAUGAAAUUUUGCGUGAUUAAAAGUGAAUCUACUCGAAUGGCGCUUUAUAUAAAUCCUGUGACCCACGAGUGCUAGACGAGUGCUAACAAAUCACGUCGCUUGACUUCUCCUAAUCCAACCUUUURGUAUAUAUACGCUGGUUAGAGUAACACAGAUCAAUUACAUCGCUUCCCUGCAGAGCGAGAUAGCUAGAGAAAGGUUUUGGGAAAAGCAAUUACAAUCGCCCGGUCAUAAGAUGCUAAGUCCUACAGAUAUUGCUAUCAUGUCGUUCUUCAUAUUCCUCAUCGUCGUUGACAUCGUAGGUAACAUCCUAUUGGUUUACAUCAUAAUAUCGACUCCCAAGCAGCAACGACAAGUGCGUGACAUCAUCGUGUUGAACAUGAGUGUCGCUGACAUCAUGGUGGGCGUGUUCUUUUUCCCUCGUCACGUGUUACGUCACGCAUUCACUUAUCCCUAUGGCGUGACCGGUGAUUGGUUGUGUAAGUUCGUCACAGGAGGUAACUUUUCUUGGGUUGGUUCAACAGCAUCUAGUUUUUCAGUCAUCGUGCUGGCGUUUGAGAGGUAUUUUGCAGUGAUUUAUCCUUUCAAGCAGCGCUUCACCCUCAAGAAAGUCAAGAUGACAGUGAUUGUUUGCUGGCUGUAUGCUGUUAUUUUCAUGUCUCCUUUGUUCUUCGUUGUCGUUUACAGCAAGGCAGGAAAUUCUUGUAUCGAACACUGGACCAAGGAGUCGGAGGCAUCAGCGUUCUCGACCCUGACGCUCAUUUUUCUGCUCAUUAUUCCUGUGGCACUCAUGGCGUUCUUAUAUGGGCGUGUUAUUCGAAAACUUUGGUUUGGAAAAAGCCAAUCAACUGUGCGCCCUGCGCAACAUUCCGUGAUCAAGUCACGCAAGACUGUCACGAAGAUGCUCUUGAUCGUGACAGUAGUGUAUAUCAUUUGCUGGUCAUCAGACCUCAUUAUUUACAUGCUGCUAGCAUCAUCGUGGAAUAGCAAAGAUCCAAAAUACAGUCUACCUGAAGCGCUCGUUCUUCUAAACUCGGCUGUCAAUCCAAUUAUCUUCAUUGUUUACAGUCAGCGGUUUCGUAAACAGCUCAUGCGCAUUCUGGGCCUUCGACGUAAUGAUGUUUCUACGCUAGAAGGGGAUCAAUGUCAUAGCACGAGAAAGAUUACUAAUCAACCCCCAGAAGAGAUGCGCGUUGAGACGCUCAGUAGUCAUGCAUUCUGAUUUGACAAGAAAAACGAAGGAUAUAUAAACCACACGUGUGCAGAACAUUUGUAGAGCCUUGAUCGCAUAAUACAUUGACGAGAAAAUGUUAUGUCCUAUACAACCGAGUUUUUAGAAUUACAUAUUUUUCGUUCUGUAUUCGAUCAUGUAAUAUCAGUGCUCGUCUGAUUCGGAUACAAGCUUUAAAACGAAACGGCAUCUUGCAGCACAUUUUAGGGAUUUUCUAGGGUUAUGUUUUGGAUAGUGACACUGAGAAAGUUGCAAAGAUGCAAUUUUUAAAGACAUUUCAUUUGUGCGGCCCACCCAAGUAUCUUGCAUCUGGCACAAUAUUUUUCAGGAAUUUCUGGGAAUUUUCCUGAUAGUGAAUAGUAUUGAGAUAGUUGCAAAGAUGCGCUUUUUAAAGUCAUUCCAUUUGUGCCGCCCACCCAAUCAAGUAUCUUGCAUCUGGCACAAUAUUUUUCCGAAAUUUCUGGGAAUUUUCUUGAUAGUGAGAGUAUUGAGAUAGUUGCAAAGAUGCGCUUCAUAAAAUCAUUUCAUGUGUUGCCGUACGGUCAACCAAGGACACAAGACAGCGAUGUGUACAUUGAUUUGUAUAUACCAUGCAUUUAUAAACAUGUAUAUAAUAAACAUUACAAAUAUUUAUUUAUAAACAGAUGGCAGCAAAACGAUUCUUCAUAGAAACUGAGCUUUUUGUCUUGGAAAUACCAACUACAAGUUGCUAAUAAUGAAGGACGUCUAUUUUGACAACUAAUUAGAACUGUUAAUUUAGCUAAAUUGUUAAGUCCUUGGACCAGCAAGUAUUUUACAGAUGCUGUGUGUAUAUGUCAGUAUGUGGGUGUAAAUAUGCUUUUUUUAAAGUUAACGUUUUAAGAGAGAAUUCUUUUCGUA
This is a messenger RNA of Actinia tenebrosa (Australian red waratah sea anemone), 2733 nucleotides long. Its product is annotated as QRFP-like peptide receptor. Lineage: Eukaryota; Metazoa; Cnidaria; Anthozoa; Actiniaria; Actiniidae. Gene Ontology annotation, molecular function: G protein-coupled receptor activity. The record is from RefSeq and is a predicted model, not a curated record. Gene Ontology annotation, biological process: G protein-coupled receptor signaling pathway. Gene Ontology annotation, cellular component: membrane.